AGGCUGAGGUGUAUCUAUGCAACAACAGCUUUCGGGCCUAAACGAUCAAAAUAUUGUGUAAGGUUCAGUGCAAUUUUCUGCCAGACAGCUAUUAAAGAUGAGUGGAAGAGACUUUAAAAGCUUUCUGUCAUGCCACCAAUAUCAGAUGGGCCGAGCUGCAGACCCUAAAAUGGUUUCAAGAUGUAUAGCUGGUUCAAAAGUAGGAACAUAUAAAGCAGUUGAUUAUGACAAAAUGAAUGCAUUAUUAAGCAUCAAGAAAAGUAGUGGAAAGUCUUCUUUGAAAAAGCUUGAGAAAAUAACAAAAGCAAAAGAAAAUAAAAGAGAGACUGCUUUGCUGCAACAACAUAAAAAAGUAUGGCAGAAAGAGCAUGUGCAUUUGAAACAUAUGUUGGAAAGAAUAGAAAAUGAAACUGAAAUAUGUAUAUCAAAGUUUAGCAAUUCUGAGUGGACAUUUCUCAAUGAUUUGUAUUUUGAGAUAACUUCAUUAAUAGAAGCAUUAAAAGACAACAGAGCUGACUUCCAGGAGUCAACGGUUCAACCUAUAUUUGAUUUAAGAGAAGAUUUGCAGUAUUGGGUGGAAGAAAACAGAGAAAAGUUGAUUUUAGGAAUUGCAUCAGAUGAUCAUGCCAGAAUUUCAGAUGUUGCAACUUCAGUUAAAAAGCAGCAACAGGAAAUAAUUGAAAAACUUGAAAAAGACAAAGAUCAGUUAGAGAAUGAAUUAGAGGUUGUCAUGUCAGAGCUUGGCAUUGAGCAAGUUGAUUUUAGACUACCACAUGUUUUCUCUGGAAUACCAAAUGAAGCAAUUGAGUAUGAUUGUUUUGAUGAAAACUUGAAGGCCAACUGUUUAUCUGAAUUUAACAAUCUGGAUUAUAAACAUGAGUUGCAUUUCAAGUAUUUGGAAGAAAAAUAUGCAGACGUUAUCAGAAGAGCUCCUUCAGGUAAAUGGUCAGCUAAUGAACACUUGGCAUUUCAACAUAUUCUUGAACAGUAUGCAGAUGAAAAACAUGACAGAAGAAUGCUCUACAUUGAUAGAAUGAUAAGGAAUCUUCCAAACAAAACAAGACAAGAAAUUGUUGAGCAUGAAGACUGGUGGUUUGCCUUCAAAUCAUUCCAAAAUCAAUUCAGAGAUCAAUUACAUGCAUGGCAGCGUGAUAGAACUGAUCUCCUUUUGAAAAUAAAGGCAGUUUUUGCAGAGGCUAACGCUGCAAAUGAAGCAGAGAUGGAAAGGUUUGCUGAUCGUCAGAAGCAAAAGAAAAUAUGCGAAGACUGGCAUCAAAAGGUCCUAGAUUUCCAGCUGAAGAAACAAGAAAUGAUGAGGCUUGAAGCAGCAAUAAAGCUGAAAAAUGAAGAACAAGAAAUAGAAGCCAGGAGGCUAGCUGAAGAGAAGGAAAGAAAUCGGCGGCAGAAAAUAAAAUCAAAGCUUGAAACAUACCAGUCUGAAAAACAAGAUCGACUAAAACAGGAAAAAGAGCGUGAACAAGAGAGACUUAUGGAGCUGCAAGCAGAGCUGGAGGAGCAAAGAAUUAGAGACAAAGAACGGGUCGAGUUUAGGGAAGUUCUGUUACGUGAAAAAGAUGAAAAACGGAAACAGGCAAAGGAAAGGGAAGAAGAGCAAGAGAAAGAAAAAGAAGAAAGGCUUGAAAAACUGAGGAAACAGGUUCGUGUUGAAGCAACUUGCGAUGCAGCCAGGGUGCUAGAGCCGACAGAGGCUUAUCAGGCAAGGCAAGCCGCCAAAUUUGAUGAGGAAAGAGAGCUCCAAGAACCUUUAUUUGUGAUUAAUACUUUCAACACUAACCAGGUUUUGUCAGACAAUAGACUCAAAAUGGAGAACGCUCUAAGGAAAGCUGGUCUGCACAACUCCGACUAUGCCAGGCAUGUCAUGUCGAACGUUGCCCCUCCUACAGUCCCACGGAAAGAUGCAGUAUCGACUUUAUUCAAACAAAGUUGAACAGCAUGAAAGCGUCAUUGGGUUCUGAAGCUGUUUGGAUCUACUUGUAUCAUGGUCACAGAAAGGCAGCAGACUUUGUUUAAAGAUAGAAGAAGAGGUGAUAUAAUUUAACCUUAUGCUACAAAGUAUACUGAGGUCGCCUUGCUUGAAAGAUGAAGCUUUCUCUUCCAAAAAACAUUCACCUCCUCAAGUGAACAUUCAAACAAUGACUUAUGAAGCACAAAUGCUUAUUUUUUAUGUAAAUACUUGCUUACGGUUGUAAAAAGAAUUUAAAGGCACAGAUUAAUAAAACAUCAGAAUUGAAUGAAUCUUGGAUGAUUUGCUUUGCUUCCUCUGGUUGUGCAGAAAUGCCAUCAGCUGGCUGGUGAUGCAUAUUUUCUACAUAAUUCAGCUUCUGUAGAGGCAAUAAAUUACAUAAUUUCAAGGUUGCCAAGUUUUCAAAAAUAAUACCUGUGAGAUUUCACGAGCGCAGCUAGUGAGCAAUGGAACUGGGGUCCAGGGUUGGGUGCAUAAGAAUUCUGAAUUUCAGUAGAUCUGGAGUGUUCAAAUGGCUUAAAACUAGACCAUUCAGAAUACCUAAACAUUUUUUUAUUUCACAUUUGAAACAUCCCAGAAAAACACAGAGAACAGGCUUUUAAACGUAAGAAUAAACAAUCAAAGCAAUGAACAAUAAUAAUGUAUAAUGAAUUGACAAGAAUGUGCACUUGUAAAAGGGACCACAAGUCUAAAGUUUUGACUAUGAUGAAUGGAGGGUAUUAUAUUUUGUGGUUGCUUUUUUCCCCUCACUCUUAAGUUUCAUAUCAGGUGCAAACUCAUAUGCCUCGGUUCGGUCCAAUUUUCUGUUGUCACCUUUGUUAGUCACUCAAGCAGUAAUCAUCAGAAGGUCGGGGAAUGUAAGCCAACGACAAUCAAUGAUCACAGACUUAUUAUUAGACUGAUACAUUUAAAGCAUUUGACAAUCAUUCGCGCAACAGGUCUGGGCAAGUGAUUGUCAUAAACAAUGUAGUGGAAUGAAAUGUGUUCAGCAACCACUCAGGCGUUUGAUCUGAAUUGAAAGAAGAAUGAGACCCAGCAAGAAAUCUGUGAGAAAAGUAACUCCCGUUGUGAGACUUUGAGAAAAGGCGAAUAUCCAUGAGUAACACGGCCAAACCGUAAGACUUGGCAACCUUGUAAUUUUUAUGACAUCAAAACUUGUAGAAAGCAUUGAUAACAAUUUGUUUUUUGGCUGAGCAAAUAUUCAAAUGUUUUGAUUAAUAACAGCAAUGAUCUGUGCUUUUUUCAUACAGUGAACUAUGACAUGUUUUUAAAACUAUUAACAGAAUGAUGUUUUUAAAUUUCUGUCUUGAUAAAGACACCAUCUGGAGAUAUGUCUUCGUAAAAGAUUUGAAUUAAAAACUACAUGAAGUAAUUCGAAACCUGAAUUUAAAGCAAUUUCAUUGACAAGCAUUGCUAAUAAUACGGGUAUCGGAUAAAAUUUGACUUCAGUAGAUAUUUUGUUAGCCAAAAAGAAGAAAAAUUUUCACUGCAACAAUAAAAGAUAUAAGGUUGGUUUGGUUGUUCUAUCAAAAUACACUUGGGGCUGAAAACAUGCAU
Messenger RNA from Rhopilema esculentum, 3541 nucleotides. RefSeq names its product coiled-coil domain-containing protein 148. Lineage: Eukaryota; Metazoa; Cnidaria; Scyphozoa; Rhizostomeae; Rhizostomatidae. The record is from RefSeq and is a predicted model, not a curated record.